AUGUCAAUUGAUCAACUAUUUUUGUCGUUUUGCAAAAAAAGACGACAGUGGAGAUGUGAUCUCGCUGUAGUAAAUACUGAUCAGAAACUGUAUGCGAUACCGUGUACAAUAAAUGUACUAUCGGCACAAUUAAAAGUUGCCAUUCUUACAUCAUCUGAUAAUAUGGAUUUUGGAUUCAAUUAUCAGAUCAACGAUGGUUUCAUCAAAACUCAAAGAUAUUUCAAUUCAUCAGAAAUUAAAAUGUUUGAAUUGAUCACACCAGAUAUUUUUAAUCAAACCGUAGAGAGAUUGAUCGCCGAAGGAUACAAUGGAAUAGUUGCUUCCUCUGUAGAGAUGGCCACACCAACCAGAUUCUUUGCCACCAACAAUCCUCAAGUGCGUUUCCUUAUCCGUGGUAGUUUGACCAACACAACCAAUCUUUCCUAUUUCACCUAUAACAUCGGUAUCAAUUAUUAUCUUACCGGUUUCUUUGCUGGACUCAUGACAAAGACUGGAAAGUUGGGAUGUGUUGCACCAGGUCUUCCAUACGUUCCAAACUACACUUGUGCAGCUUUUCUUUAUUGGGUUUCAGUGGACAAGUCGACUGGUGCUGCCAACCGAUUGAUCGAUGACGGUAUCGACUUGCUUGUCAACAACCAGAACGAUUUCUCUGCUGAACAUACCAUCAUGAAGCGUGGUGGUCUUGGUCUUGGUACCAACGGUUAUCCUCAGGAGAAUAUCUACGGACAACACAUUGGUAUGUCAAUCGUUUUAGAUUGGAGUUCAGUGUUUAUCAAUUUCGUCAAUUUGAUUGUCCAAGAUUCCCCAUACUCCAGAAAAGACUAUGGUGAUUUCCCAAAUAAUUUCAUUCAAAUUUCAUCUUUUUCAUUUACAGUACCAGAAGCAGUUCAAAAAAAAGUUACUGACGAGGUUAAAAGACUUGCUACAAUUCCAAGACUUCAACACCCAUACUAUUGUAAUGAUUUCAAUAGACAGUUGGCUGAUUUGAAUAGUACUCUUUUCAACCCUCCCUUGACAGGUGCCAAGAACAACUGUAUGUCCAACGGUCAGUACUUUGCUUUCAAUACACCAUACCCAGGAACCAAUGACCGUGGUUACUAUUCGAUUCCUCUCACCAAGAUCGACGUCGAUAACAAUCUAUUAUACGGUUUCUCUAUAACUGCCGGUAUCUUGAUCAUUCUCUCCGUAGUAGCUAUUGUCGCUAUCUACAUUUUCCGUAAUACCCAUGCCAUUAGAUCUGCAAGUCCAAUCUUCUCGAUGACCAUCAUAUUCGGUGGUAUAUUGACAUAUGUUGGUGUUAUCACAUAUGUGUUGACUCCAUCGAACGGUUCAUGUAAUGCCAGAUUCUGGUUCCUCGCCAUCGGUUAUGCUGUGAUGGUUGGUUGUAUGGUAGUAAAGAAUAUUCGUAUUUGGUUAAUUUUCGACAAUCCAGAGCUUCGUGUUAUUAAGAUUACAAACUUACAUUUAUUCCCAUGGGUUGCCGGUUUAGUUGCUAUCCUCGUAGUGUUGCUCGGUUUGUUGACUGCACCAUCAAUUGGAAACAACGGUGUUACCCAAGCAUUCGGUCCAGAUACCGAUCUGGAACUAGCAGCCUACGAAUUCCAAGAUAUCUGCAGUAUGGAUAGCAACGGCUCCUCUAUUUUGUUGGCCAUUCUCGCUGUUUUCGGUUUGCUUAUUAUCAUUGGUGUUUUCGUAUCUUGGAAGAUCCGUAUUGUCGAUAUCGAAGAUUUCAACGAAAGUAAACCAAUUGCACAUACACUCUAUGUCGGUUUACUCUCUUGUUUCAUUGUUAUUCCACUGAUGGUAUCACCACAGACCAGAAGUUCCGAACAAACUAUUAUUAGUGCCGCUGCACUCUUUAUCACCACUGUUUCCAUGUCGAUUCUUUUCAUUCCAAAAUUCCUUCGUAUUGCCACUGGUGAUAAAUCCAGUGAUGUUUUCAACCGAUCCAAGAGUUCGAUCGCUGCAUCUCGUUCCUCCAAGAACUCCUCCAACAAAAACAGUGGAUUCGAAGAUGACGAAUCCAAGGUCGCCUACUCUGGCAAAAUCCAUGCUACUUUCGAUUCCGAUGCCGAAGAGGCCAAGUCCAACCAAACCGAUAAUAAUCCAAAUCCAGGAUCUCCAACUUUCAGUAAUAUGGAAAAUAUUAAUAUAGAUGAUGAAAAAGAAGAAAAUGAACAAUAA
This is a messenger RNA of Heterostelium album PN500, 2184 nucleotides long. RefSeq names its product class C G-protein coupled receptor. The record is from RefSeq and is a predicted model, not a curated record. Gene Ontology annotation, biological process: G protein-coupled receptor signaling pathway. Bases 1 to 2184 code for a protein of 727 amino acids. Gene Ontology annotation, molecular function: G protein-coupled receptor activity. Lineage: Eukaryota; Evosea; Eumycetozoa; Acytosteliales; Acytosteliaceae. Gene Ontology annotation, cellular component: plasma membrane. The transcript has 5 exons.